Molecule: messenger RNA, 2358 nt
Organism: Anopheles cruzii
Lineage: Eukaryota; Metazoa; Arthropoda; Insecta; Diptera; Culicidae
Product: protein phosphatase 1 regulatory subunit 14B
Exons: 5
Coding region: 217-588 (123 amino acids)
Biological process (GO): regulation of phosphorylation
Cellular component (GO): cytoplasm
Molecular function (GO): protein serine/threonine phosphatase inhibitor activity
Source: RefSeq, a predicted model, not a curated record
UUGGGUAGUUGGCCGUGCGCACGUAACACGUUGUGGAUCAGAUUUGCCUCGUUCCGACCCCAUUCUGCAGUCUGUGGUGCUGUGCCGUCUCUUUCACUCUCCCAUACCAUUCGAGGUGUAUCGCCAUCAAACACCGACUGAGCGUCUUUAAGUAACAGCACGAGCAAUUGGAAACAUAACAGCAUACAACUUCCUACGCUUACUUGGGAGAGGAUCAUGCAGUGUGGAGUUGAAACGAUGAAUGAAUGCGAACGAUCACCGGGCCGCACGGGACUGCGAGUGAAUUUUACUGAAAAAGGAGAGGUUAAGGAGCGUCGCGAAAAGUUCUUGACCGCCAAGUACGGUUCGCACCAGAUGAGUCUUAUACGGAAACGUUUGGCGGUAGAAAUGUGGCUAUACGAUGAGCUGCAGAAAUUGUUCGAUCCUCCAACGGAAGCCAUUGACGUGGAUAUCGAUGAAAUUCUAGACAUGGACACGGAUGACAUAAGACGAUCGCAUCUUUUUAGCCUGUUGUCUACAUGCAAACGACCACCUCAAGAUAUAUCGAAAUUUAUUAGUGAUCUGUUGGACCGAGCCAAAACACUUUGAGCUGGACUGGUCAUUUCUGUUUAAAAGUGAUGUUGAUUUAGUUUAAGUAUUACCAUUAUUCGACACGAUACUACCAGUACCACCCAGAGGCAGCAGCAACUGCAGCAAGCAAUAGUGGACAUCGUCGGGUUAUCGUUUCUUUGACUAAAACCGUUUUUGAGCCUCGAAAUCUACCAACAUCAACAAACUCUUUAUCCUUGCCUACGUUGUAAAAUCGAAUACUCCUUCCAAGCAUUUAAAAUUAUGUUUUAAAUGAAAAGAAAAUACACACAACUAUAGUUUCUGCGAAUCUCUAAGGUGGUAGGGUGUAGUCCGAUUAGGCAUUAAAACCUAUAAGUAUAUCUCACAGUAGCGUACCUCAGUGUAGAGAGACAGACUGAGUGAAGGUAAACGGACAAGAAACAGUGGCGAAGGCAGAGGGAAGAUUAACAUUUUCUCCAAAGAAUACCUUAAUCGACUCACGAACAAAAAGCUGAUCUUGCACCAGGCACUGGCAUCUAGUACAAUGCUGGGUUCUGCGUGAUAGAUCAUAACAAAGUUUGUACAUGGAAGUGAAUAGCGUGCGUAUGUAAGCGAUAAUAUGAGAGAUGAAAACGAGAACUUUAUUUGGAGACGAUGUAGUGAUAAAACCAUGUCUGUAGGUUAUGAAAAACGAUACAAAUUAAGAAAUAAGUUAAUAUUAUCGUCCUAAUAUCACUUUUCGAAGUAAGUUUGUUUUCACAAAGCAAUAAUUUUAUUUGUCGUUGACCUUUUCCAUAUGGGUUUUUAACUUUUACAAUAUCCACUGGCCACAAAACUUCUGAUUGUACACUGCCAGCAACAUAAAAUGUUUAUGAAGAUUCAGACAAAUGGUGAACAAACGACCGAACACUUUAUUUCUACUCAUUGUUUGCUAGUACGCGUUCCACACCGAAUAGAAGGUCUUCAUGAUUAUCAUACAUGGAAAUUGCUCAAUAAAAUGCCGAAAGCAUGAAGUAUUACUGAGUCGACUUAAAAAAAAACGCUGGAAAGGUUCUAUUUUUGAAUUCGUUUGACGGAUAGUUUUCACGAUUUAUGGUCUAUGAUCAUAAAUCAUUCAACGUUACAUACGCCAAGACGGAAUGUAGAAUAGCAAACAAAUGUUCUGUACAAUUUGAUAAAGGAUGUAGUGAAAAAAGGAUUGGCACUAUGCUGGAGGUGAAAUUUCACAUUUACUAAACGGAAAAUGCAGUAGUAUGGCAUAUGCCACAGAAUAAAAUACAGCGUAGUAAAGAGUUUUACUUUGAUGAUAUGUAUCUUGUAACCGCAAAGUGUACGACGUUGCUUAAACAUUCUGAACCAGCUAAGAUGGUUUUCGUUUUAACAGAUUAUAAGAAAUCAAUUGUCCAAAAUUGUGAUUGGGCAACACAAUCGAUCCUUCUUUUGAUAUCAUAAAGGGCACGUGUUCCCAUCACAUCAGUUAUCGUUGGACGUAAACAAUCUAUUUGGUCAUUUUCAUGUCUAGAACUAAGCACUGUUUCUCGCUUGCAAAUAUUGGUAUGAUCAUUGUGGCUGCAGUAAUCGUUGAAAAUUGAAAAACGGACUAUUAUUUCAUUCCAGGAUACUUCUUGCUCCUUUCUGUUUAGAAACCGUAUAUGGUGCUAUUAUAUACUUUUCACCCUACACUUUACUCCCAGUUUCUAGUUGCUACGCAAGCUAUAUCAAAGAAUAAUAUCUUUUAUCGAGCAAUAAGUUAGUUAAAGUGGGAAACGUGAACCUUUAACAAAUUCUGAAGACGGACUGCUCUGAGUA